This is a messenger RNA of Rosa rugosa (rugosa rose), 873 nucleotides long. RefSeq lists its product as uncharacterized. The record is from RefSeq and is a predicted model, not a curated record. The transcript is spliced from 3 exons. The coding region runs from base 1 to 873 and encodes 290 amino acids. Lineage: Eukaryota; Viridiplantae; Streptophyta; Magnoliopsida; Rosales; Rosaceae.
AUGGCUCGCUCACAUCACAAUGAUCACAUGCCUGCCUCACCGACAGUGUCAAAUGAAGACUUCCUACCGAUUGGAAAAGAAGGAAAGAAAGAAGAGGAUGAAGCUAAUUUCGAUGGAGAGGAGUUACUAGAAGCGCGGGAGAAGACAGGUGAACUUGAGCUAGAGAUUGAAAGAUUGGCUGGUGUGUUGAAGCAAUCGGAGUCAGAGAAUUCCGAGCUGAAGAAUGAGGUCUUACUUACAAAUGAGAAGCUCGAAGAAAUUGGAAGGAAGAACGAGGAGCUGGAACUCAGUCACAAGAAAUUGCAAGAGCAGAUCACUGAAGCUGAGGAGAAGUACAUUUCACAACUCAGUGUUUUGCAAGAGGCAUUGCAAGCUCAAGAAGAAAAGCACAAGGAUCUUAUUGGGGUGAAGGAAUCAUUCGAUGGUCUAAGCCUUGAGCUCGAAAGCUCGAGAAAGAGGAUGCAGGAGCUAGAGCAAGAGCUGCAGAGUUCUGUAGGUGAAGUGCAGAAGUUUGAGGAGCUGUACAAGCAAAGUGAUUCGCACGCUGAGUCUGAGACAAAGAGGGCCUUGGAGUUCGAGAAGCUGCUUGAAGUGGCGAAAGUGAGUGCUAAAGAGAUGGAAGAGCAGAUGGGUGCUAUUCAAGGAGAACUUAAGGGAUUGUAUGACAAGAUUGCUGAAGAUGAAAAAGUUAAGGAAGCACUUCAGUCUGCUGCUGUUGAGCUUUCUGCAGUCCAAGAGGAGCUGGUUCUGUCAAAGUCCCAAGGUGUAGACUUGGAGCAACGACUUUCUGAUAAAGAAGCUCUUAUAAGUGAACUAACUGCGGAAUUGGACCUGAAAAGGGCAUCAUCAGUUCACUUUUGUUGGUUGAUCUGA